AUGCCAAUAAGGCCAUGGUCAGCUGUGGCUGACGAGAACCUUGCACGGGUAGCACCCUGCUUGCUGAGCAAAUGCCAGCUUCCCUUGGCCAAAUGCAUUUUGAAUCCCAGCUGCGCAGCUGACUUGACGUGCGUCAUUGCUUGCAGUGGUCAACCAGAUGAGUCCAGCUGCCAGAUCAACUGCGGGAACAACUUUGAGAAUGAUGUAGUGGUCGAGUUCAACAGGUGUGCGUUGAGUGCGAAGAAGUGCGUGCCACAACGCCCUGACAAAGGCCCGGUCCCAGGUGAAAAGAACUGGGAGCCAAUCAAGGGCCGGUAUCCACCUCCACCACCCGAUAGUGUCAGCGAUGACUUUGAGGUCACCAAGAUGACAGGAAGAUGGUAUAUCACAGCUGGCUUGAACCCCUUGUUCGAUACGUUUGACUGUCAAGUGCACUUCUUUGAAGGCCUCACCUGUUGCAAAAUAUGCCGAAGCCUAUCUAGUCUAUGCAGAUUUGGUGUUGUACAGCGGCUGAAGAGAAUUCCACAACUAAAUGCAUAUGGCAUGAGCUUCGGCAAAAUCUGCGAAGACGACCAGUCACAUGAUGAAGGUGGGAUUAGGACACCUGCGUCAAACCUGCACAAUCGAUGA
Messenger RNA from Durusdinium trenchii, 630 nucleotides. The record is from the annotation of a GenBank genome assembly. Lineage: Eukaryota; Dinophyceae; Suessiales; Symbiodiniaceae.